Messenger RNA from Cajanus cajan (pigeon pea), 1849 nucleotides. Its product is annotated as inositol-3-phosphate synthase. NCBI's taxonomy places the organism in Eukaryota, Viridiplantae, Streptophyta, Magnoliopsida, Fabales, Fabaceae. Gene Ontology annotation, molecular function: inositol-3-phosphate synthase activity. Gene Ontology annotation, biological process: phospholipid biosynthetic process; inositol biosynthetic process. The record is from RefSeq and is a predicted model, not a curated record.
UCUACGUCAAACUGCACAACACAACCACUCUUCUUCUCUAGGAAAAAAAAGAAAAGCUUUUCUUUCUUUUUGCCUUACUUAGUAACAAAAAUGUUCGUCGAGAGUUUCAAGGUUGAGAGUCCUAACGUGAAGUACACAGAGACUGAGAUUCAGUCCGUGUACAACUAUGAAACCACUGAACUUGUUCACCAGAACAAGAAUGGCGCUUAUCAGUGGGUUGUCAAACCCAAAACUGUUAAAUAUGAGUUUAAAACCAACACCCAUGUCCCUAAACUAGGGGUAAUGCUUGUGGGGUGGGGUGGAAACAAUGGUUCAACCCUCACUGGUGGUGUUAUUGCUAACCGAGAGGGUAUUUCAUGGGCAACUAAGGACAAGAUUCAACAAGCCAAUUACUUUGGGUCGCUGACCCAAGCAUCAGCUAUCAGAGUGGGGUCUUUCCAAGGAGAGGAAAUAUAUGCCCCAUUCAAGAGCCUGCUUCCAAUGGUAAACCCUGAUGAUAUUGUGUUUGGGGGAUGGGAUAUCAGUAACUUGAACCUGGCUGAUGCCAUGGCCAGGGCCAAGGUUUUUGAUAUCGACCUCCAGAAACAAUUGAGGCCUUACAUGGAAUCCAUGGUUCCACUCCCCGGAAUCUAUGACCCAGAUUUCAUUGCUGCCAACCAAGGAGACCGUGCUAACAACGUUAUCAAGGGCACGAAGAAAGAACAAGUUCAACAAAUCAUAAAAGACAUUAAGGAGUUUAAGGAGACAAGCAAGGUUGACAGGGUGGUUGUCCUGUGGACAGCCAACACAGAGAGGUACAGCAACGUCGUUGUGGGACUAAACGACACCGUGGAGAACCUCUUGGCUUCAUUGGACAGGAACGAGGCUGAGAUUUCCCCUUCCACCUUGUAUGCCAUUGCUUGUGUCAUGGAAAAUGUUCCUUUCAUCAACGGAAGCCCCCAGAACACCUUUGUCCCAGGCCUGAUCGAUCUGGCCAUCAAGAGGAACAGUUUGAUUGGAGGAGAUGACUUUAAGAGUGGUCAGACCAAAAUGAAGUCUGUGUUGGUGGAUUUCCUUGUGGGGGCUGGUAUCAAGCCAACAUCAAUAGUGAGUUACAACCAUCUGGGAAACAAUGAUGGUAUGAAUCUUUCGGCUCCUCAAACCUUCCGCUCUAAGGAAAUCUCAAAGAGCAACGUUGUUGAUGAUAUGGUUAACAGCAAUGCCAUUCUCUAUGAGCCUGGCGAACACCCAGACCAUGUUGUUGUUAUUAAGUAUGUGCCUUAUGUUGGGGACAGCAAGAGGGCCAUGGAUGAGUACACUUCAGAAAUAUUCAUGGGUGGAAAGAACACAAUUGUGUUACACAACACGUGUGAGGAUUCACUUUUAGCUGCUCCUAUCAUCUUGGACCUUGUCCUUCUUGCUGAGCUUAGCACUCGAAUCCAGUUUAAAGCUGAGGAUGAGGGUAAGUUCCACUCAUUCCACCCAGUUGCGACCAUCCUCAGUUACCUGUCCAAGGCCCCUCUUGUUCCACCUGGUACCCCAGUGGUGAAUGCAUUGUCAAAGCAGCGAGCUAUGCUGGAAAACAUCAUGAGAGCUUGUGUUGGAUUAGCUCCAGAGAACAACAUGAUCCUUGAAUACAAGUGAAGUACGAGAAAGAGUAAUGGUUUGGGUUUGGGAUAGUGAAGUUGAACGUGUCCAAAAUUAACUCAUAUUCCAAACCCCUCUUUUGUGUUAUUGUUAUGUAUUGCAAGCAAAUGUUAAAUUACAGAUCGUAGGAUCUGUCUCGUUUUGUUCCUGCCAGCUUAUUUGAUAGCAGGCUGUGGCUUAUCUAUGCAUGUAAAAUAAUACCAAGUGUUUUGUGCUUAGUAUA